AAGUAGCAUAUUACAGUUUUACAUCAAUGCAAAAAUUAUCAUUCGUGCAAAUUAUGGUAAAUCAAUUUGAUGCUUUUUUAAAGUCACAUUUUAGAAAUUUGUAUUGGUUACUUGCACAUUGAGUCUUUAGAAACCGAUCUUGUAAAGAAAAAAAACUCAAAACUGUGUACAACUGUAAUAUUGGUAAUAUCCCUAGGACCGACAGCAACACUUCACAUUGAAUAUGUAAUUUAUUUUGCGAAUACCGUGUAGAAAAUCUAGUAUAUAUUAUAAACCUUAAUCUUAUUCAAUUUUUAAAAUAUUUUUUGCAAUUGUUGAUAAACUUGUUUCUUGAUUUCUGAAUAUUAGUGGUAAAGUCACCAGCUCGUCCAUGUCCAUAAGUAACAUAAUGAUAACGUGAAAAACUUAUCAUGAUGAUGCAUAUUUUUAUCAAAUUAACUAAUUAAUACUACUGCUAAGUUCCAACUUUCGCAGCAGAAGGCUCCAGUCUGUCUGUCACAGUCAUUGCGGGAUAUUGAUACGCGAGUCGUGGCAACAAACACGUUAUUCGUCGCAGUCGCAAACUUUUUCUCCGAUUUGCAGAAAAUUUGAAAAUGGCUUCGAUGAACGAGGAAGCCGCUGAUUUCGAGGAAAUGGAGCCGAAUCUCAAAAACGUCGUCGAGCAAACGACAUUGAGAUGGAUCUUCGUCGGAGGCAAAGGUGGUGUCGGAAAAACUACGUGCAGCUGUUCAUUAGCUAUACAAUUAGCCAAAGUCAGAGAGAACGUCUUGAUUAUAUCGACAGAUCCAGCACAUAAUAUCUCAGAUGCCUUCGAUCAGAAAUUCAGCAAAGUCCCAACAAAAGUUUCUGGUUUUAAUAAUUUGUUUGCCAUGGAGAUAGAUCCCAGUUCUGGAAUCACUGAUCUACCGGAGGAUUAUUUUGAAAGCGAAGGAGGAUCUAGUGAAGCUAUGAAAUUAAGCAAAAGUAUGAUGCAAGAAGUAGUCGGGGCAUUUCCUGGCAUUGAUGAAGCCAUGAGCUAUGCAGAAGUUAUGAAAUUAGUUAAGAGUAUGAAUUUUUCUGUUGUGGUUUUUGAUACUGCUCCAACUGGUCAUACUUUACGCCUUUUGUCAUUUCCACAAGUUGUUGAGAAGGGACUUGGUAAACUCAUGAAAUUGAAAAUGAAAAUAAGUCCAUUUAUUUCCCAGAUCAGUGGGUUGUUUGGUAUGAGUGAUUUUAAUGUAGAUUCAUUCGCAAGCAAAAUAGAAGAGAUGCUUGCUGUCAUACGUCAAGUUAAUGAGCAAUUUAAGAAUCCAGAUCAAACUACAUUUGUUUGUGUGUGCAUAGCAGAAUUUUUGUCUUUGUAUGAAACUGAAAGACUAGUUCAAGAACUGACUAAAAACAAUAUUGAUACACAUAAUAUUGUUGUCAAUCAAUUAUUAUUCUUGAAAUCAGGAGAAGAUCCUUGUAGACUGUGCUGUGCACGUCACAAAGUUCAAGCAAAAUAUUUAGAACAGAUUAUGGAUCUUUAUGAAGAUUUUAACAUAACAAAAUUACCAUUAUUAGAUAAAGAAGUGAGAGGAGUCGAAAAUGUUAAAUCUUUUUCUGAAUAUUUAAUCUCUCCAUAUAAGCCAUAAAAUAAAAAAACGAUUACUCUUGUAAAUAAUGCUGAAAAAUUUUCUGUAUCUCAAAUGAAGACAU
Molecule: messenger RNA, 1677 nt
Organism: Trichogramma pretiosum
Lineage: Eukaryota; Metazoa; Arthropoda; Insecta; Hymenoptera; Trichogrammatidae
Product: ATPase ASNA1 homolog
Exons: 7
Coding region: 594-1613 (339 amino acids)
Biological process (GO): post-translational protein targeting to endoplasmic reticulum membrane
Cellular component (GO): GET complex
Molecular function (GO): ATP hydrolysis activity; ATP binding
Source: RefSeq, a predicted model, not a curated record